Messenger RNA from Rotaria sp. Silwood1, 2397 nucleotides. NCBI's taxonomy places the organism in Eukaryota, Metazoa, Rotifera, Eurotatoria, Philodinida, Philodinidae. The record is from the annotation of a GenBank genome assembly.
AUGCAAAAGAAUCAUCAACAUCUUGUACGGCCAUGUGCCGUUCUUGUUGAACGUUUAAAUGAUACAUUUAUACCAUCAAAACGUUAUAAAGUCGAUGCUGAUAUUAUUUAUCGUCCAUUAAAUGAUCAAAUAACAAAUACACAUGAUGAAUUAUCUGUUGAUGUAUUAAUGUUACCAAAUAAUAAAGUUAAAAUAUCAUCAUCAUCAACAUUUGAUGAUUUAUCAACAAAUGAAUCACCACUACCACCAUCAACAACAACAACAAUAAUAAAUAAUGAUGAUAUUAAACCAAUUGUACGUAUACGUCCACAUCAAUCAUCAAUUGAUUCAAUUGAUUAUGAUAUAACAUCAUCUAAUAAACGUUUAAAUACUCAACAAUUAACAACAAUACGUUCAUCAAAUAAAUAUGAUAAUGAUUCAUAUUUAUUUAAUGGUACAUUUGAUUCUGAUGAUGAACUUGGAAUGGAUUUAAAUGAUGAUGAAUUAGCAUCAAUACAUCGUGUUUUAGAUUUUGAUGAUGAUGAUAUGUCGAAUUUUGAUGAUGAUAAUAAUAAUAAUAAUAAUAAUAAUAAUACACAUUUACAAACAACAACAGGACCUGGUUAUCAUCCAGCACAAUUACCUGAUUUAGUUAUGGGUUCAUUAAGAGCUGAUAAUGAUAUUAAAUUUGAACCAUCAUUUCAAUAUAGUGAUUUAUUUAAUCGUAAAGGACGUACAUUUGUAUGUGAUGAACGUGGUAAUCGUGUUGUAUCAGUUAAACUUGAUAAAAAUUCAGCUAAACAUUUAAUUGAUUCAAUUGAAAGAAAUUUAGGACGAUUAAUAUUAGAAGAAUGUCGUCGUGGAGAUUUACAAGCACAUAUAUUAAAAGUUGUUUUUAAAGAUGAACAAGAAUUUUUUGAUUUUAAUCGUUCAGCUAUUGUAUCUAAACAUUCAUUUAAACAAUGUCCAGAAAUGUAUACAAGAUUUCUUGAAAGUUUAUUUGAAUCACAAUCAUAUCCAAAUGAUAAUGAAAAUGAUCCACUUGGAACUGAUGAAGCUGAUCAAAUGAGUCAUUCAUAUUGUUGUAAAGUACAUGAAUGUGGUGAAGCAUUUACAUCAAGAUCUGAAGCUAUAAAACAUGCAAAAAAACAUGCUGAACUUGAUCCAUUCGAUUUUGUAUGUGAUCAUUGUGGAAAAAAAUUUCUCGGUAUUGCGAAUAUGAAACGACAUUUACGUGUUCAUAUGGGUAGUGAAGGAAAAGAUUUUGCUUGUCCAUUAUGUCAUUAUCGUGGUUGUACAACAACACAUGUUAAACGUCAUAUGGCACAUAAACAUUUAGAAAAAUCUAUUCCAUGUCCUUAUUGUUCAUUUAUGGCUGCAACAAAUGCUGAUCUUAAAAUUCAUAUGGCUCGUCGACAUUGGGAUAUUGAAGGACUUGAUAUUUUAAAUAAUCUACCGAAAACAUAUAAAAAAGAAUGGAAAUGUAAUAAAUGUGAUACAAUCUUUCAUGAUUAUUCGGAUUUUCAAAAUCAUAUUUAUAGUCAUUCAAGUCAGACAAAUAAAUUUCAAUGCAAUUUAUGUCCAUAUAAUUGUAAAAGUUUUUCAAAAUUAAAACGUCAUAUGCUUUAUCAUCAAGGACAACGUAAUUAUGAAUGUCCAAAAUGUAAUAAUAAAUUUUAUCAAAUGGAACAUCUUAAACGUCAUUUAACAUCAAUACAUAAAUUAAAUAUACCACAAAUUGGUCGAGGAAAUCGUUUAUUUGGUUCUGAUCUUUUAAAACGAAAUUCUGAUAUGCCAAAUAUUCCUCCACCACAUGGUACAGUUCCACAAUGUUAUAAAGUUAUAUCAAAAUGUGUAUUUACAUGUCAAAAAUGUCCUUUUUCAACAACAAAACUUUAUCAUUUAAAUGAACAUGUUAAAAGUGAACAUUUACAAUUAGAUGAUUCAGCACAUGUAUGUACAUUCUGUUCAUAUAUAACAGAUAAAAAAACAAAUCUUAAACGUCAUUUACAUCAUAAUCAUGCAGGACAAUCUAAUACACCUGUACUUUUAUCUAAUGAUGCACUUCUAUCAAAUCCAAAUACAAAAUUUCAAUGUGGACUUUGUCGUCGAUAUCAAAGCAAUGUUGAUGAAUUUAUAAAACAUAUUACAGAAAAACAUCGUAUGGAUGUUGUCAUUUUAGAUUCUGCUAAUAAUGGAAAUAUUCAUCAACAAAUAAAAUCACGGGGUCGUGCUGAGUUAAUAUGUGCAAGUAAUAAUACAACACCAUUUCGUUUUGAUGAAUAUGGUGGUCUUGUUACUGUUAUGAAAAAUUCAGGAACAACAAAUGAAUUAAAUACAAAUCAAACAACAAUUAAUGAUCCAACGAAUUCAACAUCAACAACAAAUUCAACGACAGACUUUUUACUUCCGCAAUAA